UCAUUUGUACGACAUCGUCACGACAUGGUAAGAAAUUACUAGUGAUUAGUAAGUUGAUAUAUUCUUUCCAUGCAUUUAUAUUAACUCUAUUGUCCUUUCAAUUGCGUAGUGAGAUUCCAUCACCGGCCAAGAGCCUGGACUAGUAGACCUCUACAAAGGGACUCACUGUUGGCUGGCGAUGGGAUCUUGGGUUCAUCCUAGAGCCAACGAGAAUUGGGAGAUGAUGGACACCAUACGCAGUCAGCCCACUCCCGAUGGUAGUCAGCGGAGUGAGCCAAAUAUCCUGAGUGAGGUGCUUGGCACCCGUCUUGGAUAUGUGCGUGGGCUUGGCCAUGGUGCCAAGCUCAUGACACCAGCUAAAGCUGCCUCUAGCCAAUCCGUAGCUGGGGAGAGCGCCCUACACCGAGUUGAUAUCGCAGAGAGAGAGAGAGAGAGGUUCAAUAGUUACGAGUCAUCGUCGAUGAGAUCAAAGAGCAGCUGGAGAGGUAGAGGGAGGAGGAGCAGAGGCGUAGGGAGGAGGAGGAGAGGUGACGGGAGGAUCGAGGAGAUGUGGGUGGAGCAUGAGCGACGGAUGCAAGAGAUGUUUCAGGCUCUUGCUGCACGCUUUGCCACCGAUGCCCCACCACCUCCGCCUUCAUCUUUGUGAUUUUUAUUUUUUAUUUUUUUAUGAUUUAUUUUAUAUAUGAAUGUUAAACUUAUAUGUAUUUGUGUGUGGAUAAAUAUUAUGAGUUGUAUGUGGAAGUGGAUAGGAUUUUAUUAUUAUUAUUUAUGAUUUAUUUUAUAUACGAAUGUUAAACUUAUAUGUAUUUGUGCGUGGAUGAAUGUGGGUUAUAUGUGGAUGUCGAUAGAAUUAUUUGUGUAUGGAUGGAUGUGGUUUGUGUUUGGAUAGAUGUAGUUUGUGUUUGGAUGAAUUUCGAUGUGAAUAUGAUGAAAAUGUAUUGUAACAGGUGUAUAUCA
Molecule: messenger RNA, 957 nt
Organism: Magnolia sinica
Lineage: Eukaryota; Viridiplantae; Streptophyta; Magnoliopsida; Magnoliales; Magnoliaceae
Exons: 2
Coding region: 179-646 (155 amino acids)
Source: RefSeq, a predicted model, not a curated record